AUGCCCUCCCUCACGCUGCCCGACCCGGACAUGAUCCUACCAUACGGUGGCGAACGCGAAUCCCAAACGCCAUCUCCACCGCAAAUCGCCUACCUGUCGCAUCUCAACUCCCGCCCCCACGACCCCAAUGCCCCCAUGGCCGUCGGCUCUCGACAGAAGAAAAACUUUUCCCGCUCGGCCUGGACACACGAGGAUGUGAAUGUGAGUCGUCGGUUGUCGGAUAUCGGUGAGGAAUUAUCCCCUUCGAGGUCGGAUAAUUUCGAUGAGUCUGGCGGCGCACAGGAGUCGAGUUCCCCAUCUAGCCAGUACGAGGCCGAGUCGAGUUCCAGCUCGACGGUGAGCGCGGGGAGCAGGCGCGCUUCGGAGGCUAGGUCACCGCAGAUCGAUCGUGAUGUGGCGGCUGCUCAGGCUGAGGUCGUGAAAGCGCAGGCGAGUCUAGUGGGCGCUAGUCCUUCUCUGGCGGCAAGCAACUCGGUUGCGUCUGCUGCUGCGGAGGGAAAAGGGCCCGGGGAGGAGUUUUCGUCGGCAAUAUUGAGUAGUGAGGCGGAGAGGAUUCUGGAGAAUGCGAAGAAACGCUUGAAUCUCAUGGAAGGCAAUCUGACCCGCGCUCGCUCGACUACGCGUAUGACGCCGUCGCCGUCGCCCUCUGCGCCGGGAAACGUCCAGCCGAUGGGCAUGCACCACCCCGUCGGCGGACUGUAUCGAUCGAUCUCCCGCACCGAUCCCAAGAACUCUUCGCUGCGCCGGCAGUCGCUCAUUUCGUCGCAGGAUUCUACGAGUAAUCGACACUCGAGGGUUCAUUCUGAGACGAAUAUCCCGUCCGAGUCGAGUAUGUCGAAUGAUAAGAAGGGACUCUCGCGCUCGGUUAGUGCCAUGGGCGCGAGCACUUCGUCCAAUCUUCAUACGGAUGAUCGGUCGUUCCAAUACGAGCCUACGAGGGCGUAUCUCACGCACCGGGCGUCCAUAUCUUCUAUCAGGCCUCCUGUGCAAAUCAAAGAGCAGCCAGCCGAGCCGGAGGCAACGCCGUCACCUAUUUCUGAGGGACACAGCUCGGCGGGUUCACCGCAGGGCUUGGGGAUCUCGGAUGAGGGAUCGAAAUCUAGUCCGGAGAGGUUCAGUCCUGUCUACAGCUCGUAUGGGCCACCUAGUCGCGCGCAGUCGCAGUUGCAAGUACGUGAUCUUCAAUAUCAGAUGAAGGGUCUGCAUAUCAAGAUCUCUUCACUGAAGGUGAAGACUCAGGAGGAUAAUCUUCGCAGGCGCAGUCUGCAAAGUUUGCGUACGCCGAGUCCUCUGACGGCCGCUGAUCACUGGUAUGCCAACGCGCUGGAACUCAAAGAUGGCCGUAGCAGCCGUGGCUCCGAUGCCAGACGGGAUACGAGCUCUGAAUAUGCCCGGCAUGUUUCGAACGGUGGUUUGCCGAACGAUCGGCGUGCUUCUGGGGAUAGUCCCGUGGAGUAUGCUGCAGAGAGUACAUCUAAAGAUGCCGGCAACUGGCAAAACAAUGGGCCUGAAUACGACGACAACCAAUCUGUCGCCGAAAGCAUGUAUGAAGACGCUGAAGAGGGCGACUAUGACGAUGACAUUGACCGUGAAGCUCUGGAUGAGAUUCUCCGUGAGCCGCUUGACGAUGACCUGGAGGGACCCAUCCACACGGACACAACGCCUCACGAGAUGCGCGAGGAUGCUUUCGACUAUGAGCAUUUCAUCCUGCACAGUGCGCUAGGCAAUUUCGCGCGACCACUCCGCCGUGCGAGUACCAGCUCGAAUGGCUCCGUUGAAACAACCCGCCCAACAUAUACCGCGAAACAUUCGCGCACAAACAGCGCCAUGUCGGACUCAACGGUGGCGACCUUCGCAACGGCAGCAGAAGCGCGCCCAGACGAGGAAGACGACGUUGACAGCGUGAUGUAUUGGGACCGACGAUUCAAUCACGAACUUCGACACGGACAUGUCCACACUCACUCUCAUUCUCACCACGGCCCCAGUCCAAUCCAAGAAGCUCAAGAAUCCGAUCGAUCAGAAACACCCCACGGAUCUCGAGACGCCAACGGCAACACCAGUCUCACCCCCGUCGAUGAGAAUUUCUCACCGCAGAAACAGACCGGCCGGUCAUCAUCCACCGCCGGCUCCGCAACCCCAACCUCGCUCGUCUCAUCCCUCGUCUCGACUGUGCGCGCGGCAUCCAGCACGCCCGUCGCCGGUGGUAUCAACGACGAUGACACGCAGAUGCUGGAAACGCUCUUCGCCAGUCUGGGCAAGGUCUGCAUGGAUCUGCAGGCCAUCACGACCUCUCCGGACCCGGAUCACACGGCCGCGCGUGUAUUACGGCGCCGGCUGGAUGCGGCGCGGAGAGUGUUGGAGGAGAGCUCGAUGCUUAAUGCUUAA
Messenger RNA from Penicillium canescens, 2385 nucleotides. RefSeq lists its product as uncharacterized. Lineage: Eukaryota; Fungi; Ascomycota; Eurotiomycetes; Eurotiales; Aspergillaceae. The record is from RefSeq and is a predicted model, not a curated record. The coding region runs from base 1 to 2385 and encodes 794 amino acids. The transcript has 3 exons.